AAAGAUCUGUGCUGCCGCCACCUGCAGCAUAGGUCAGAGAUGCAGCACAGAUCUGGAUCCAGUGUUGCUGUGGCUGUGGCGCAGCCCUGCAGCUGCAGCUCAGACUGAUUUGACGCCUACCCCUUCAAUCUUAAAAAGGAAAAAAAAAAAAAAAAAAAAAAAAAAGAGAAAAAAAAAAGAUCAAAUCACUUGAAAGGGGAAGACUGCCAAUCUGGACUUGUUCUUCUCCACAACAAUAUUAAAUGCGAGACAAUAAUGGCACCCGGAUAUCCUGGGGGGCAGUAUCUGGUACUGAGGCUCGCACCCCAUCUCCUCCUUGAAGUUAUAACAUUGGCAGGGGAAGGGGGUUGUUGCAGUCAAGAGUCAACAGACCCUCAGCCCUUGCUGGUGAGUUACUCUCCCACCCUCCCAACCCCUGCUGGUCCAGCUCAGCCCCUCCCACUCUCUAAGGCUUCUCUGGGGGGUGGGGGGUGGAUGGUUCUCACUGGGCCUGGUGGGGAGGGGCUGGGUUCCCUGCAUGGCUGAGGGAGCAGGGAGCAGAGGCCCGUUGUGCCGAGGGCAGAUCCUUGAUACUUCUUUUCUUUUGUCUUUUUAGGGUUGCACCCGUGGCAUAUGGAAGCUCCCAGGCUGGAGGGUGAAUUCGAGCUGCGGCUGCUGGCCUACGCCACAGCCACAAUAAGACUGGAUCCAAGCCAGGUCUGAGACCUAUACCACAGUUCACGGCAAUGCAAUGCCGGAUCCUAACCCACUGAGUAAAGCCAGGGAUUGAAUCUACGUCCUCAUCCUCACGCAUACGGGUUGAGUUCAUUAGCGCUGAGCCACACUGGGAACUCCAGCCUGAGGGAAUUCUAUGUACUCUUGCCUGCAAGCCUCGCCACUGGAAACAGAGGAUCUGAAAGUGCACUCAGAAGACAAACCCCUCACCCUCCACAACAGGGCUAUUCUCCAGAGCCCAUUCUUCAGCCUCAAGGCUGCCUGCCCCUCUGGCUGCAGUUCUCUUCUCUGGCACUGAGGCUGCCAGGAAUGAAAAGGGGAGGGGGAAGGAGUGGGAGGCAGGCCUGGGGGAGAGCUGGGACCCUGCAGGCUCCAGCCUGAGGACUCUCCUCUCGGCUUCUUUCCCCUGUUGUUGGUGCUUCUGCUCUGCCAGGUCCUAGGAGAGGAGGAAGGAAGCCUGCCUUACCCAUCCUUGGAUCAGGAGUGAGGAGGUGCCCCGGAGCUGCUAAAGGACAACGGCGGCUCGCCCACCCUCACCACUGCCUCUGCUCACAGCAGGAUGUGUGGCAGGUUCCUGAGGCGGCUGGUGGUGGAGGAGAGCCGGUACUCCACCCCUGUCGGGCGCCUCCUGCUGCCUGUGCUCCUGGCAUUCCGCCUGGUGCUGCUGGCCGCCGCUGGGCCUGGGGUCUAUGGCGACGAGCAGAGCGAAUUCGUGUGUCACACCCAGCAGCAGGGCUGCAAGGCUGCCUGCUAUGAUGCCUUCCACCCUCUCUCCCCGCUGCGCUUCUGGGCCUUCCAGGUCACCCUGGUGGCUGUGCCCAGCGCCCUCUACAUGGGGCUCCUUCUGUAUCACGUGAUCUGGCGCUGGGAAGAAUCAGAAAAGGGGAAGAAGGAAGAGGAGACCCUGACCUGCCAAGCGGGGGAGAGGGGAGAUGCCUUGGGGGCUGCAAGCCCCUGGCUGCUCUGGGCCUACCUGGCACAGCUGGGGGUGCGGCUGGCCCUGGAGGGGGCGGCCUUGGGGGGGCAGUACCAUCUGUACGGGUUCAGGAUGCCCAGCUCUGUCACCUGCCGGCGGGAGCCGUGCCUCGGCAGUAUCAGCUGUACGCUGCCUCGCCCCUCUGAGAAGACCAUCUUCCUAAGGACCAUGUUUGGGACCACCGGGCUCUGUCUUCUGUUCACUCUUUGGGAGCUGGUGCUCCUGGGCCUGGGGAGAUUGUGGAAGGCCUGGAAGCACAGGUCUCCCUCUUCUAACUACUCCCCAACUUCAGGGAGCUCCAAAAGGCACAAGGAACCAACUGGUACCUCCCCGGCAGUGGGGACCAAAGAACAGCCUCGAGAAGCAGGUGCAAGGGGCGCUGAUGUGCCUCCUUCUACCUGCCCCUGACGAA
This is a messenger RNA of Sus scrofa (pig), 2102 nucleotides long. It is a transcript of the gene GJC3, whose product is annotated as gap junction protein gamma 3. Gene Ontology annotation, cellular component: connexin complex. Gene Ontology annotation, molecular function: gap junction channel activity. Gene Ontology annotation, biological process: cell-cell signaling. Lineage: Eukaryota; Metazoa; Chordata; Mammalia; Artiodactyla; Suidae. The record is from RefSeq and is a predicted model, not a curated record.